Messenger RNA from Suillus bovinus, 1608 nucleotides. RefSeq names its product glycoside hydrolase family 47 protein. Lineage: Eukaryota; Fungi; Basidiomycota; Agaricomycetes; Boletales; Suillaceae. Gene Ontology annotation, cellular component: endoplasmic reticulum; Golgi membrane. Gene Ontology annotation, biological process: N-glycan processing; carbohydrate metabolic process. The record is from RefSeq and is a predicted model, not a curated record. The transcript has 16 exons. Bases 1 to 1608 code for a protein of 535 amino acids. Gene Ontology annotation, molecular function: calcium ion binding; mannosyl-oligosaccharide 1,2-alpha-mannosidase activity.
AUGACGUCCUUCAGAUGCUGGCUCCUGGCAGCUCUUGCGGCAUCUGCUGUCAAGGCCGAGUCAGUCCAGAAAUCAGACUUGAAACUUCCGCCUAGUGCUUCAAUCCACAAGGCAGAAGUCAAGGAUCUUUUUGCUUCAAGCUACGAGGCUUACCAGAAGUACGCCUGGGGGCAUGAUGACCUGUUGCCCGUUUCAGAAUCGUACUUUGACGGACGGAACGGAUGGGGCGCUUCCAUUGCCGACGCUAUGGGCACCAUGUGGAUUAUGGGGUUCACGGACUGGUUUGCACAAGCCGUCAAUCACACUGCUAAUACCGACUUUAGCAUUUCGCACACUUACGACACUGUCAGUCUGUUUGAAACCACUAUUCGUUAUGUUGGAGGUUUCAUAAGCGCGUAUGAGCUUAGCGGGGAACAGUAUCCAGUUCUAGUUGAAAAAGCCCAGGACCUUGCUGAUCAAAUGACCUAUGCCUGGGUCAGUCAGAAUCAGUCUAUUCCGUAUGGUUAUAUGGACUUUAACAGUCACCAACCCACCAUCGCUACUUCAAACAUUGCCGAGGCUGGAACUCUUACCCUGGAGUGGAACCGCCUUAGUUUAUAUACUGGCAAUUCCACGUACCAAACACUGGCUGAGAAAUCUGUGCAGUAUAUGAUUCACAUGGCAACUCCUCUCCCUGGUAUGCCCGCUCAAGGUAUCAACCCAGGGACUGGUAGUCCUGUUGGUGGGUAUGUGACUUGGGGCGGAGGUUCUGACUCUUACUUUGAAUAUCUCAUCAAAUAUGCCCGCCUUACAAAUACCGACGAUAACUCGUACGCCGAUACGUGGUUGACCGCCGCUGAUACUUCCAUGAAGAUGCUCCUAAGAUCGUCAAUUGUCGAUGACUGGUUGUACCUUGCUGAUUACGACGACGACAAAAAGAUUCGUCACGUGGGGUCCCACCUGGCCUGCUUCUAUGGAGGAAACUGGAUUCUAGGCGGCAAGCUCACCAACAAUGCAACACUGGUUGAUAUUGGUCUUAAACUCACUGAUGCCUGCUGGAACACAUACGCGAAGACUGCUACUGGGAUUGGCCCCGAAGCUUUCUCAUACAUCUCUAGCGACGGCAACUACACUGGCAACACUGCUCCUAGUCAGGAGCAACUCGAUUUCUAUUAUGCGAACGGCUUCUAUAUCACCGCUCCCGACUACGUUCUUCGUCCUGAAGUCCUUGAGUCGAACUUCUAUGCUUGGCGUGUGACUGGUGAUCUCAAGUACUUCAACAAUGCAGUUAGUGCCACUGUCAGUUUCAAGAAGUACCUGUCUACAACUGUUGCGUACACUGGUAUCUACGACGUCAACGACGUGCUUUCCCAAAAAAUCGAUGACAUGGAAAGUUUCUGGUUCGCCGAGGCCCUUAAGUACCUGUAUUUAACCUUCGACGACCCCAAACACAUCUCGCUUGAUGAAUAUGUCUUCAACACAGAGUGCCACCCUUUCAAGGCACCGCCUGCAAAAUCCAAUUAUGGUUCAGGUUCUGAGCCGAAGCCUGUAACGGGGAAGCCAUUCUCCCCAGAGAGCGCACCCCUACCAGCUGUUUCCCCAAAUCCCGCGCUCACAUCCUCGAUAUGA